Messenger RNA from Sphaerodactylus townsendi, 2831 nucleotides. RefSeq names its product transmembrane p24 trafficking protein 7 (gene TMED7). Bases 193 to 852 code for a protein of 219 amino acids. The record is from RefSeq and is a predicted model, not a curated record. The transcript has 4 exons. Gene Ontology annotation, biological process: intracellular protein transport; endoplasmic reticulum to Golgi vesicle-mediated transport; Golgi organization. Lineage: Eukaryota; Metazoa; Chordata; Lepidosauria; Squamata; Sphaerodactylidae. Gene Ontology annotation, cellular component: Golgi apparatus; endoplasmic reticulum-Golgi intermediate compartment; endoplasmic reticulum.
ACAACACCACGUCUACAAACGACAACUCACCCGGAAGUACUUUUUAGCGGCACAGGGUGGACGCCCAUUACUUCCAGGUUGUUUGCACCCUCCACUCCUUGGCCACGCCACAGGUAGAAACCGGCUCGCGCAGGUGUUGGUCACAUCCGGGGUUAGCGCGGCGUUUGCAGUCGAAUCCCUGUCAAGGAGACGAUGUUAAGUGGCCGGUUGUGCCCCGGUUCCUUGGCGGGACUGUGGGGGUUGCUGCUGUUGCUGAACUUGGGUUGUGCCGUGAGCACCUCGGAGCUCACGUUUGAGUUACCGGAUAAUGCCAAGCAGUGCUUCUACGAAGAGAUCAUGCAGGGCAUCAAGUGCACCCUGGAGUUCCAGGUGAUCACUGGAGGACACUAUGAUGUUGACUGCCGCUUAGAAGAUCCAGAUGGCAUUGUGUUAUACAAAGAGAUGAAGAAACAAUACGAUAGCUUUACUUUUACUGCAUCCAGAAAUGGAACAUACAAAUUUUGUUUCAGCAAUGAGUUCUCUACCUUCACACACAAAACCGUGUACUUCGACUUCCAGGUUGGAGAUGAUCCACCUCUGUUUCCCAGUGAAAACAGAGUCACUGCACUUACUCAGAUGGAAUCUGCAUGUGUGGCAAUUCAUGAAGCUUUAAAAUCUGUUGUUGAACAUCAAACUCAUUUUCGGUUAAGAGAAGCCCAAGGCCGCAGCAGAGCAGAAGAUUUAAACACACGGGUGGCUUAUUGGUCAGUAGGAGAAGCCGUCAUUCUCCUUGUCGUUAGCAUUGGGCAGGUAUUUCUUCUUAAAAGCUUUUUCUCAGACAAAAGAACCACUACAACCCGUGUUGGAUCAUAACUCAUGUUGAGAAAAUACUUCAAAUCCACUAUUCCUUUGUAAAAUACUGUUCUUCAAAUAAUUUCUAGUUACAGAACAAUUAAACAUGAACAUUUUAAAUAUCUUUAGCCUUCCCUCUCUACUUAAAGUUGCAAAAUACAUGUUCCCCAAAAGCUGUGGAAAAAGGCAGCUUUUUAUUUGUAAUAUAUGGAUUUUGUCCUGUUUAUGUCUGCAUUGAGAUUUAACUUAAGGUUGCUACAUUUUUAAAAAAACUAGUGAGACUACAGGUUGGGAGCGUAAUGCUUUAAAAUAUUCUUUAAAAUGUUGAUUUGGGAGAUCAUAUGAAAAGUGGAUGGCAGUCUGAUUUCUUUAGAAAAAAGGUAUGGGAAUAAAACAAAAAAUGUGAUUAAUUUGUAGUCUCAAAGCCACGUACUGCACUGUUUUGAUUUUUCUAUGAAAAUGCCAGUUACAUUUUCUUGUAAUUUCUUGUUUUACUGAACCAAAUUUAAGAUGAAGAACCCUGGGGAAUCCUGUUCUCUGUACUUUGAAAGUGUUUAGCUGGUUGAUUUGCAUUUUUCUUUUAAAUAAAUGUGGUGAAUGUCUUGUAACUCAGAAUAGUUCAACUCUUGAACUUAUGAUGCUGCUGUUUUGAAGAACUGAAAUCUACAGGCAGAUCCACAAAUAAUCUGCCAGCCAUUCCCACUUGAAAUCAAUAAGACUGAACUAAAGUGCAAAUGGACUAGAAUAAAUGAUUUGUGACUCUCAGCAAAAGGUCACAAUCAGUAUAAUAUGUAGGUAAUCUUAUGUUCUCUGAGACCAGGCUGGAAUAAGUGGUUUGAGGUUUAUAAAAAAUGGUUUAUGAAGCAACAUCUGUACAGCCACCAGACAUGGCUGUAUAAAAUCUGUGAGUUUAAUCCUCCUUUUGAAGCCUUUAAUUUAACUGCUGGAAACCUUGUUUUCUUGAGGGUAAUGCAUUAAUUUGUUGCUUUGUGCCAGCUGCCACCAUUUUUUGCUGGAUGGCCUCCUUUGUGCAGUGGUUUGCUAUCUUCUUGGUAUUUGGAUUUUCUCAUCUUGUAUCAAUCACUAUGCUCUUUGCUGAUGACUAAUAUUUACAGAAAGGUUUUGUAGGUAUGUGAGAUUGCAUGUUGUACUGUAGUUACAAGCAAUCAAAGUAAAAUUAAUAUUACCACCCUUGUAAUAAACACAUCUAUUUAGUUUCAGGGUCAAAAACAACUUGUUUUUAAAGAUUUGGUUCCUGGUUCUCUGUAGGCACACAGUCCAGGAAAAGAGUUUGGAGGAAGCCAGCAGCUCUUCCUCUACAAGUAUUGACGCUCUGAGCAAAAGAAGGGGUUUUAUUAUUAUUUUUAAAUCAUUCCCUGCGACUGCUGUGUGGCUUCAGGGGACCCAGAACCAACUCUUUAAAAACAUGAACUGUAGUUUGGCCCUCAUUGACUUCAAGAGAAUUUGUUUUAAAAAUGCAUAUUCUGGGAUACAGAAGGCAGCUUAUAUCAAGGAGAAAAAUAGAAACUUGACAUGUACGAAUACCAAUAAAGCUUGCAAUCACAGAAACAUACUUUGCAUUCAUUUUUUCUAUAAAGCUGCUUCACUCUGCUUUGCAAUUGUUGGUAAGCUAUCAAUCCCAGUAGACUUUGUUAUACACAUCCCUGUGUGAAUCUUGACCAUUAUGUCAAAUUUAAAUGCUGGUGGUUGUAAGAAGGGUAGAGUAGAUUGACUCUAGUAAUUAGUCAUUCAGCUUUGAAGCAUUGAAGAUGAAUCUGAAAAUUCUUAAGUUUAGUUACUGAGAUUGUUAAAGUGUCCCCUUCAUUAUUUUCUGUGUGUGUAUAUAAGAGGCUUUUAAAAAGAAAAACCUUAUAGAAUUGGGUGUUUUAGGGGCAGGGAAGACCACAGUGCUGUAAAUGAUUAACAUCCUGUAGAAAUAACUCAGUGUAUGAUUUUUUUUACUGUCUCACUUGAGCAUGAUUAAAAUCAAUUUGACUGUA